Messenger RNA from Ichthyophthirius multifiliis, 471 nucleotides. RefSeq lists its product as hypothetical. The transcript has a single exon. Gene Ontology annotation, cellular component: myosin II complex. Gene Ontology annotation, molecular function: calcium ion binding. Lineage: Eukaryota; Ciliophora; Oligohymenophorea; Hymenostomatida. The record is from RefSeq and is a predicted model, not a curated record.
AUGGAAUAAAAAAUAGAUAUAUAAUUAACACAAGAAUAAAUAGCCGAUUAUCGCGAAAAAUUUACACUUUUUGAUAAAGAUGGUGAUGGUUAUAUAAAAAUAUCUGAAUUAGGACUUUUAAUUCGUGGAUCAAAUUAAAACCCUACAGAUGCAGAAAUAUAAGAAUAUCAAUAAGAAAUUGAUUAAGAAGGUACAGGGAAGUUAGAUUUUCCAGAAUUUUUGGCCUUAAUGGCAAGAAAAAUUAAAGAAACAGACCCUGAAGAAGAAUUAAUGGAAGCAUUUAGAAUAUUUGAUAAAAAUAAUAGCGGAAUUAUUGAAAGUUAACACUUAAGACAUUUAGUAAGAUAAUUAGGAGAAUAAUUAUCAGAAGAAGAAACAGAUUAAAUGAUAAAGGAAGCUGAUCCUAAAAAUACAGGAUAUAUACGAUAUGCUGAAUUCGUUAGAUUUAUUACAACAUAAUAUUUAGAUUGA